AUGGACUAUAAUGUGAAGCGCGUUCUGGUCAACCAGGGAAGCUCGACCGACAUCCUCUUUUGGGAAGCUUUCGUGGGAAUGAAGAUCCCCAACGACCGAUUGGUACCUUACGUGGGAACCCUAGUAGGUUUUGCAGGAGAUCAGGUUAUGGCUAGGGGGCCUACGUUGAAUAAACUGGGGGUCGUUGUGUCAACAUCGCAUCUGAAAGUGAAGUAUCCAUUGCCGAAUGGGGAUGUCGGAGUCCUCAAGGUGGACCAAGAGAUCGCCCGAAAGUGUUACGCGGACAGUUUGAAGGCAAGAAGGCGUUUAUAUACCACACCAGCUGAAAAACACAUUCAUUCCAUCGAACUGGAUCCUAGGAUGGGUCAGUUUGAUCACCGACCCGCCCCUGCGGAAGAUGUCAAGGAAGUAGCAAUGAUGGAAGGAAAAACGGUGAAGAUCGGUACUUCUUUAACUCCAGAAAAUGAAGAAAGGUUGGUUAAGGUUCUAAAGGAAAAUGCGUCGGCAUUUGCAUGGCACUCCAGCGUUAUGCUUGGCAUUGACCCCGAUUUCCUGUGCCACAAGCUGGCUAUAGACCCUAAUGCAAAAGUAGUGAUCCAAAAGAGGAGGAAGUUUGGAGAGGAGAAACGAAGGGCCAUUGCGGAAGAAAUGAAGAAAUUGGUAAAGGCAGGACAUGUCCGAGAAAUCCAGUAUCCGACCUGGUUAGCAAAUCUGGUGAUGGUUUGCAAGAGUAAUGCAAAGUGGAGAAUGUGUAUGGACUUCACCGACCUUAAUAAGGCGUGCCCAAAGGACUCGUACCCGCUGCCCAACCUAGACUGCUUGGUUGAGGGAGCGUCGGGGUACGAGUUACUGAGUUUCAUGGAUGCUUACUUGGGGUACAACCAGAUCUGCAUGCAUUCAGCAGAUGAAGACAAGAAAGCCUUCAUAGUAACAGUAACACAUGAGAUCGUUGCUUAA
Messenger RNA from Cajanus cajan (pigeon pea), 957 nucleotides. The record is from RefSeq and is a predicted model, not a curated record. Lineage: Eukaryota; Viridiplantae; Streptophyta; Magnoliopsida; Fabales; Fabaceae.